This is a messenger RNA of Exophiala spinifera, 831 nucleotides long. RefSeq lists its product as uncharacterized. The coding region runs from base 1 to 831 and encodes 276 amino acids. NCBI's taxonomy places the organism in Eukaryota, Fungi, Ascomycota, Eurotiomycetes, Chaetothyriales, Herpotrichiellaceae. The transcript has a single exon. The record is from RefSeq and is a predicted model, not a curated record.
AUGGCGACUCCAGCCGCGCAAAAGCGUCUGACAAGAGAGUUCCAGAUACUCCAGAAGAACCCUGUCCCUCUAAUCUCAGCGCAUCCCUCCGAAUCCAACAUUCUGGAAUGGCACUGCCUGCUGACUGGUGCCCCGGACACCCCCUACUACAAUGGACAAUAUUGGUGCACUCUCAUGUUCCCCCCAGACUAUCCAUUUGCGCCUCCAGCAAUUCGAAUGCAUACUCCCAGCGGUCGCUUUCAGACAAACACACGACUCUGUUUGAGCAUCAGUGACUAUCACCCCAAGUCGUUCAAUCCUGCUUGGUCGGUGUCGACGAUCUUGAUCGGCCUCAUGUCAUUCAUGAACAGCGAGGAGAUGACUGCUGGCAGCGUUGGAGGGACGGAAGCAGAGCGGAAAUGGCACGCUGCAAGAUCGAGAUGGUUCAAUUCUACAGGAGGUGGUACCGCUUCAAGACCAGUCGCCGGGAUACAGCACUCAACAAAAGGUCUCGGGGGUAUCAAGGCUGGUGAUGGUGGUCGAAAGUUUAAGGCCGAGUUUCCUGAAGAAGACAAGGAGAAUUGGGAGUGGAUGACUGAGCAUCGCGUCGACCCAGCCACAGGCAAGAUACUACCAGAUCCCGAGGGCGAACCCAUCAAUUGUUCACCGGAAACCAAAGCAAUUCGACGGAUACUUGGGGGUAGUGGUGCCGGGGUGGGUGCUGUUGUACACGGGGGCCAAGCAGCAAGAAAUGCCGGUCAAGGAUGGAUCUGGAGGAACAAAUACUGGAUCAUGGCAGGCCUUUUCCUCGUUUACGUUUUGGCAGGAAGAGUACUCGGUGAAGAUGAGUGA